AUGUCGGACAACGUAUCUCAGAGUCUUACUGUUGGUGCUUCUAAUAGUGCCUCAGUAAAAUCCUCGCAUCAACCCCUUAACGGGCUUGCGGAAACACGAGCGGACAGCGGAAAGACCACAGGAAAAAACUCUCCUACUAAGCUAACUGCUACCGCUCGUACCCAUCCGUCAGAGUUAAGGGCCAUACAGACACUUAAGAAAGAAGAUUCCGAAGAUAUAUUGGAGAAGUUCCGUACAAUUCGACAUGAGAAUAUCCUACUCGUUCGAGAAUACUUCACACAUGAAGAUUCUAUAUAUAUGGUGUUUGACGAUCUCCCGGUGACUCUGGAUCACUUGGUGGCUUGUGAUUAUUACCCUCGUGACACUCAAGUCUUAUCCGCGCUAGCACAGAUUCUCAGCGGCCUAUCCUUUCUCCACGCAUGUGGAUAUAACCACCAGGCUCUUAUUUGCUCCAACAUCCUGCUGGGGAUGGAUGGUACGAUCCAGAUCGCGGCAUUAGAUUACUGUGUGAAGGGACCUCCGGACCAGGCCAAGUCAAUCAAUGCCGUCGCAUCAAUAGCCACACUGCUCAUGUAA
Messenger RNA from Talaromyces marneffei, 576 nucleotides. RefSeq lists its product as uncharacterized. NCBI's taxonomy places the organism in Eukaryota, Fungi, Ascomycota, Eurotiomycetes, Eurotiales, Trichocomaceae. The record is from RefSeq and is a predicted model, not a curated record. Gene Ontology annotation, cellular component: nucleus. The transcript has 4 exons. Gene Ontology annotation, molecular function: ATP binding; cyclin-dependent protein serine/threonine kinase activity. Gene Ontology annotation, biological process: protein phosphorylation. The coding region runs from base 1 to 576 and encodes 191 amino acids.